AUGCGCUCCCCACCCAAGCGCCUGACACGAGCCAGGGCUAAGGACCCUGAGCCGGCGACUUCGAAACAAACAAAAAUCAUCACAGCUUCCGCAAAGGCAAAGGCAAAUGCAUCCGUUUCAUCGACUCUGACCGCGAACACGAAGAGCACGGCUGCUAAGAGGAAGGCGAGAUCCGAUGACGCGGAUGAAGAAGAGCGCCAGGCGACGCAGAUCAAGCGACCAAGAGGUCGACCCCCUAAGAAGCCUAUCUCUGAACAAACGCAAGGAGCACGAAAGCCAAUCUUAAAAACGGGGAGUGCAGAAGCCUCAAAGGAGGUACCACCAGCUCCAAAACCCGGGCGUGGCAGGCCGAGAAAGGUUGAAUCGAAACCUGAGGAUGGUCAAAGCAAGCCGGAGCCAGUUAAAAAGGCACGAGGCCGGCCGCCAACAGUAAUGAAGCCAGCCUCCUCGACGGCAACGACAGGAACCAACAAACCGCCAGUCAAGAAGGUAGUCAAGUUUCGAGAGCCAGAUAAGGAGAACGUGGAGCCCGCCGCCGUACCAAGGGAGCCUGUCACUACUACUGGCAUGCGCGGUCGUCCAGCGCGGCGAGGCGGCGCGGCUGCUGCUCGAAAUACGCGACCAGCUGCAAAGACCUCAAAGCCUCAAGCUGGAGACAAGAAGCCUCUAAGCCCCAAGAAGAUUACGCAGCUGAUGCUUUUACCAGACGACUCUGAGGACGAACUGGCAUUGGAGAAAGUGUCUACUAAGUCGUUAGCAAAGAGCCCAAUCAAGCCUCCAUCCAAAAAAUCGGACCCUCUUCCCGCCGAGUUCGAGAACGUCGAUACGACUGUUGCUGUCAAUGCUGUCAUGUUCGAUUUGCCAGAGAUUAAUUCCACGAUUCUUGCAUCACCAGCCAGGAGGCAUACUUCGCCGCCGCGAGAUACAAUCAAGUCUCCGGCCAAGAGAAUGGCGAUGUCCUUGCCUGGAUCUACGUUGAAGUUGAGCAAUGACUCGAGUUCUCAGACGCCUUUCAAGCCAUCGACGCUUCUGCAGUCAGCUGCCAAGCGACCACAAUCUCCCACCAAACCCUUCAUCUUCUCGGCCCAGAAAGAGCAACCAGGUCAAUCGGCAGCCAAGCCUUCCAUGCUUCAGUCGCCAGCGAAGCGAGCGAUGCCGGGCCUCAGAUCUCGAGUAGACGCCCAGCCGGAACUCCCAACACUGGAUGAGUCUCCUCUUAAAACCCCAAGUCGUCCACCCAAAUCUUCAAGGUUCGUGGUGGAAGAGGAGUUGUAUGAGGACGAUGACGCGUCUAGCCCUUUUACAGGCCCCAUUGAGAUUCCUCAGUUUUCCUUGCGCCAGUCCCCCGAAUUGCCUUCCGAGCUUGACUUUGCUCUUACAGAGGAGGGAGCUGAAGUGGAAGCUGAGGUGGAAGCUGAGUUGGUAGCAGAACUGGAAGCCGAAUUGGAUGCAGAGACAGGUGAAGCGACAGAGGAGGAGGUGGAAGUGGAGGAAGAACCAGAAGCGGAAGCGGAAGAUAAUGACGAGGAAGAGCCACAGCCAGCCACGGAAACGGCGGAAACGGCGGAAACCCUGUCAGCUGACGAAGAAGAAGAUGAUGCAGUCGAAGAUAGCAUCAUUGUCGCAACGGGAGAAGAUCAGGCCGAGGACGAAGAGGCACCGGCCGAGGACGAUGAUGCUGAGUCAGAAGACACCAUGGUUCUCGAUGACCUUGAAGAAGAGGUAGAGGAGCCCGUCGAGCCUUCGCCAAAAGCAGAGCCCCAGACAGCAAAUCACUUCUAUCAGCUUCGGCAGAAAGAUUUGGAUCCCUGUAAUGAUUUGAGUUCGGCCUCUGAGUCCGAGGACGAUACACUGCCCUUUGAACGGAUCACGGCCGCUCCAUCGGUCAGCGGAGAGAGGACGCCGAGGACCCGGGCCAGCCGCAGCUCGCUGAGGCAAUCUCGUAGGUCUAAUUUGGGAUUUACACCUCUAUCCAACCAGCUCGGCUCUUGGUCGGCUGCAAGCCCUGUCAAGAACGCUCACUCGUCUGCGGAAGAAUUACAGCCAGAACACGAUGAGGAUGAGAGCCUUGAGCGCGAAAUCGAAUCAUCAAACCAAGACAGCCCUAUGAAGAACUCGUUUCCUAGCGGCGAGAUGGCGUCGAUGCAACCCGAAGUCGCCACGCUGCCAGAGAUGGAAACCGCUGUGGAAAGUAUUGAGCAGAUCUCGGAGGAGAUCACAGAGGAGGAUAUGGCUCUGGCCCAAGAAACAAAUGAAAUGUCUCUGACAGACUCCAAGGAAGGCGAUGACGUCUCCAAUUCUCGCCACUCUUUCGAUGACAGCUUGUCGGACGCCAGCCAGGAAUAUAGAGAUGAAAACCAAGUGCCUGUCGAGAGUCCCACGCUUAGUUCGCAGCCUCAGGCAGCGCCACCGGUAACUCCCGUCUCUCGUCCAAGGACGCGGUCAUUCAACACAACCACCAAGAUUCCGCUUAAGCCAGCCGACAAUUCAACGCCAAGUCCGUUGAAAAAGAAGAGCUUCAGCGCCUCGCGAGCCGCUCCAAAGCGCCCAUCCCAGCCCAAACGGGGUGCCCCUGUUUUAUCUUAUGCGGAAAAGCCGCGGAGGAGAAGCUCGCGAAAUUUCAGCACCAUUGCCGAGGAGCCUGAACAGAGCGCCAACGUCGAAGAACCCUCGACGCCGACAGCAAAGAUGGACAUGUGGGCCAGCAUUGGAACGCCUGGACGGACUCCGCGCAAGGACCUCAACCCCAACCUGCUUCGUGGGGCCAUUGUGUUUGUAGACGUGCACACAAUCGAGGGCGCGGACGCCAGCGGCAUCUUUGUGGAGUUGCUCACGCAGAUGGGUGCCCGGUGUCCCCAAAAGUGGAACUGGAAUCCCAGCAACUCAAGCAACGGCGAGUCGACCAGGGUGGGCAUCACUCACGUCGUCUUCAAGGACGGCAGCAAGCGGACCCUGGAGAAGGUCAGAGAGGCAAAGGGGGUGGUCCAGUGCGUGGGCGUAAGCUGGGUUCUGGACUGCGAACGUGACAACCAGUGGCUCGACGAAUCGCCGUACAACAUCGAUACCAGCAGCGUUCCUCGCGGUGGUGCCCGUCGCCGGAAGAGCAUGGAGCCAAAAUCCAUUUCCAAUCAGAAUGGCAGCGCGGUUGACGGCUCGUCUAAGGGGAGACGUGAGUCGGCACCAGCAGCGUCACCCAAGACACCCAACCGUAGGCAGAGCAGCAUCUGGAUUCACACACCGUCGGAUGGGGAUGAGGAGGAGCAGAAGGAGGAGGAGGACAUUGAGUGGUCCAAUCUCAUUCUAACCCCCGUGCCCAAGACGCCGGCUCCGGAGACAAUUAUGAAUUAUGCUAUGGAGACGCCGUCCAAUCUUGACGACGAGGAGGACAAUGACGACGAGAAUGCUGCGUCAUUGAGGAGAGAAGAGCUGUUGACGCGGACAUGCCCUCCCAGGGCGCAAAAAUUUGUCGAGCUCGGGGGAGGCAUCCUGUCCAAGACACAGGAUGACCAUGUGCUUCAGCGGUUAAUGGCUGCUCGGCGAAAGAGCCUGCAGUUUGCUCCCAAGGUGGGCAGCCCCUUGGCCAAAAUGUGGCAAUAA
Messenger RNA from Trichoderma harzianum CBS 226.95, 3597 nucleotides. RefSeq lists its product as hypothetical. Gene Ontology annotation, molecular function: DNA binding. The record is from RefSeq and is a predicted model, not a curated record. Gene Ontology annotation, biological process: mitotic cell cycle. The coding region runs from base 1 to 3597 and encodes 1198 amino acids. NCBI's taxonomy places the organism in Eukaryota, Fungi, Ascomycota, Sordariomycetes, Hypocreales, Hypocreaceae. The transcript is spliced from 2 exons.